UCGCUCUUCCGCCAGGCGGGAUUUCCGCAAUAAUAUCAAGUAUGGCGAAGACAUACGACUAUCUGUUUAAAUUACUGUUAAUCGGCGACUCUGGUGUCGGGAAGACCUGUGUCCUUUUCCGGUUUUCAGAAGAUGCCUUCAACUCAACGUUUAUCUCAACGAUAGGCAUUGAUUUCAAGAUUCGGACAAUCGAGCUUGACGGCAAGAAAAUAAAGUUGCAGAUAUGGGAUACGGCCGGUCAGGAGCGCUUCCGAACAAUCACAACGGCCUACUACAGAGGAGCAAUGGGCAUAAUGCUUGUCUACGACAUCACCAACGAGAAGUCUUUUGAAAAUAUCAAGAAUUGGAUUAGGAACAUCGAGGAGCAUGCAUCAUCAGAUGUUGAGAAGAUGGUCCUUGGCAACAAAUGUGACAUCGACAAGCGGCAGGUGUCCAAAGACAGGGGAGAGAAUCUCGCAUUGGAGUACGGAAUAAAGUUCAUGGAGACCAGUGCAAAGGCCAAUAUCAACGUGGAGAAUGCAUUUUUAACACUCGCCAGAGACAUCAAAUCAAAAAUGGACAUCAAAUUGGAGGGCAACACGGCGCAGGGGGGCAGUCACGGAGUCAAGAUCUCCGAGACUCAGAAAAAGACCAGCUUCUUCCGCUGCAGCCUUCUCUGAGGACCGAGGUCUUCGAGACUGGCUGCCAACUGGCUGAACAUAAAUGGACUGUGCUUGCUCUUAGCACUUCCUUUCCCUUCCUUCUUCCUUCUUUCUUCCCAUCCAUGGCCUCGCCUCCCAGUCCACACAUAUAUUCCGAGUAAGCAAAGAACUUCCCCUCCCCUCUUCUUAAAGCUUCCAGUGGUGCAUCUCUUCCAUUUUAAGGAGAAAUGUUGUUUUCAUGUGUCAAGAGUGCUUCACUGGUAGAGGAUUCCACCAGGAGCGUUGUCCAGAUGUUCUUCAUCACACAAAAGACAGGCUCUUAAUUAUCAUGUUGGUUUCUUUGUUUUACACUCUCGUAUUUCACAAAGACGGUAGCACAACCAGGGACGAGAAAUUAUGAAGCUAAUGUCAAGGCUUUGGGAUUGCCAAUACAAAUGUGAUAUUAAUUAAUAUUAUUAUUAUUAUUUUUAUUCGUACCCUUUCCAUUUUAAAGUGCUAAAUGUCAACCAGAGACUGAUAGGCUCGAACUCAAGUGAAACAGAGUUGCAAAUGCUUUAAUUUUAAUUUUAGGGAUCAUAUCAGAGAGGAACAUAAAGGUUUUCCAUUUGAGUUCUGCUCAUUAGUUUGCAAAUAGUCCUUGACAAUCAUUCGAUGUGACUGAAAAUGUUUGACCCUUUCCUGCUUUAGCUUUCAGGUGCAAGAAGGCAGUUUGGCAACAAAAAAAACUAAAAAAAUAUAAUCCAGAUUUCUUCAUCUAAAGAUGCAUUUCUGCUGUCAAAUUAUCAGGAGAACAUUGGCGAGGUGACGUACUCCUUAGGCUUUCUCUGGAAAAUAUUAGGACAAUAUAUAUAUAUAUAUAAUCCUAAAUAGUGUAAUGAAAAAGGGCAGUUUUGUUGCAGCUCUGUUUCAUAGUUAAGCUAAAUGAUGUCUCUGGUUAUUUCAUCAGCCGUUAAAGUCACUGUAAGCCCCUCCCCCUGCUACCCACACAGCUCUCCUUGCACUUUACCAGUAACUCGUGUUUCGUAUGUAGUCUGUGCCAAGUGAUAGUUUUGAAAUCCAAGAAUACAAUUACUUAGUUGAAAAACGUUUUGAGUCUUAUAUAAUGGGCCUAACUCCUCCUUCUUUUUUCUAACACACCUACUUAUAAAUGACUUGAUCUCUUUUGCUAUUUCACUAGUGACCCACCGUCCUGGUAUUAGUUAACUGCGAAACAUUGUACUAAUAUAUAUUUAUAAAAGAAAAAAAUAAUUAACACGCCCUUUGUUCCUAUGCUACUGCCCUGCGACAUUAGAGUUCACACGUGAUGUUUUCUUGACUUAUUACAUGAAAGAUGGCCCAUUAGUAUUAUUGUACACUUUCUCGCGUGUCGUUUGAUUGUGGCCCUUUAGUUUGACCGCUCGGUGGCAGCAGAGGCGCAAUAGGUGGCCGUCUGGAUUUGAAUCAGUAUUUUAUUAACGGCGCGAGCGGCGGUGCGAUUCCACACACGUUCCCACUAUUUAACAUCGAUGUUAAGUCUCAAUCUGUUUCCACAUUUAUCCUUCCUACAUGUGUUACAAGUCUGAAAAUCAAACUCCUAUAUGCACAAUAUCGAGGGAGGAUUUGCUUUUGCUUGCCUGCACUUUCUUUUAAAAGUAUCAAAUAAUUCACGAGUACCAUUUGUCUUAACCACCAGUACUCUGUUCUGUCGUAGGUGAGCUGUGCAUUGUGACUCUUGGACCUGUGCAUCUUUGUGUGAUGACAUUUGCAGACAUACUUGUAGACCUCUGCAGUUGAAUGUAUGGGCUGUUUGUUUUGUUUGUGUCAUUCACUGAGUCACACACAGGACUCUUGAUAGAGGAUACUACGACAAUGCCGGCCGAAUUAAGCAUGACGGAAGAUGAAGUAGGAAGAGUCUGGAUGUGGAAAUGGUGCUGCUGUCUCAACCGAGCUUUAAGUCGGAAACAAACGGAGAGCAGACCUUUUGUGGGACUCAAACGGCAUCGAUUUCAGCUGAAAUUAUACUUUUCUUUUUUUAUCAUAUUCUUUAAUAACAUACUGUACAUCCAUGUUUUCAUUCCAUCGAUUGUGAAGUACACGGUGAUUAAUAAAAUACAUUUUGAAAAAACAAGAAGUGAAAAAGACUGAAUAUCACAUUGAAAAUAAGAAAUCAACUUAAAGUGAACUGUACUUUCUAAACCCACAUGAAAAUGUAUCUACAAUUUAUAGAUAUGUGUACUUUUGAUUUAAUAAAAUAAGAUUAUAAAAGUUA
Messenger RNA from Pseudoliparis swirei, 2889 nucleotides. RefSeq names its product ras-related protein Rab-8A-like. Gene Ontology annotation, cellular component: endosome; trans-Golgi network transport vesicle; synaptic vesicle. The coding region runs from base 42 to 659 and encodes 205 amino acids. Gene Ontology annotation, biological process: neurotransmitter receptor transport to postsynaptic membrane; cellular response to insulin stimulus; protein localization to plasma membrane. The transcript is spliced from 8 exons. Gene Ontology annotation, molecular function: GTPase activity; GTP binding. The record is from RefSeq and is a predicted model, not a curated record. Lineage: Eukaryota; Metazoa; Chordata; Actinopteri; Perciformes; Liparidae.